UUUUAAUGUCAACACAAUGCAUGAUAUUGUAAGCCCUUUAGAAGCUUCUAACCAUGCCGUGUUUUAUUUUUUGCAUGACAGACUGAAUCAGGAUGUCCAGGAACUCGUCGAUGGUGAGCGCUCUUUCUGCGCUCUCAUUGGGCAGCGCUCGACGAAGGAGACAGCGGCAGCAAACGGGGGAGCCCGAGCUGAGCUUCGGCGAUCUCAUUCCUCCCCUUGCUUCGAACGACGCCGACAGCCGCAGGUGGACCUACAAGCGAUACAUCAUUCUCUGUGCGUCGGCGGCUGCCGUUCUCAGUCUGCUGACAGUGUCCGUGAGCGUCACCACAGUGGCCGUCAAGCACACCGUAUCAAAAAGAUUACAGAUUGUCAACGCGACGAAGUCAGGUCACCUUCAACGACAGAAGGGUGCAUUUUCCUGCUCGUCCAACGCGUGCGUCCGAGAAGCCCAACGCAUCACUCAGUCGGUCAACAAGAGCGACGAAGUGGGUCCCUGCGAUGACUUCUACACAUACACCUGUCAGGGCUGGCUGAACGACAACCCCGUCGUGGCAGGAGCAGCCCGCACCUCGUACAGCCUCGAGAUCAGGGAGCGGGUGGAAGCCGGCCUGAUGUCCUUCAUCGAAGCUGAGAGUGCCGGACCGUUGGGCGACGAGACAGCGCACAACAUGUCCAUCAUCAAGAAGCUGGUCAACUUCAUACGAGGCUGCGAACAGAAAGAGAGCAUGGUGGAUGUCGGUGUGCGGCCCCUGAAGCGGGUGCUUGCCGACUUGGGUCUGCGCACGUGGCCUAGCGUGCGGGCCACUGAACCGGCUGUCGAGAUGGUCGCCGGACUUGUCACCAGAGCGCUUGGCGAGUCCACCGUGUUUUCAGUCUCGUACGGUCCGGAUCUGGCCAACCAAUCUCGCAACAUCAUCACGGUGGACCAACCAGCGUUGUCUAUCCGCCGAGGCCACCUGCUGGGCAAUCCGCGCAACCUGGAGGCGUAUCGCGUAGUCGUGAGGCAAGCCAUGAAGCUAACCAAGCCUCAGGAGCAGCUCGAUGGACUCGCUGGCGACGUCAUGAACCUGGUACACCGCAUUGCCCGGUCAACAAAAACGCCAAAAGAACGGCUGAAAAUCGGUUCUCACUUUCUCCGAGAAAGAAUGGACAGCCUUCAAGCGAAGACGAGGUGGCACUGGGCAAAGUUUCUCAACACCGUCUUCGACGGAGUCACUAAGGUCCACGACAUGGAUUACAUUCGAGUGAAGAGCCCUUUCUACGUGGGACACAUGUCGCGCAUUCUCAACACGGUCUCAAGUUCCACGGUGUUCAACUACGUGGGCUUCCGCGUGGUUCUCGCGCUGUCUCCUUUGCUGUCCGAGGAGUUCGCCAGUGAAGCGGCCCGGCUGAGGUUGAGACGACGCUUCGAGUCCCGUGGUGAGGCAGCCCGUCGUCAACGCGUUUGCCUCCACAUGGCCGAGGAGGCGAUGCCACUGGUCGUACUUCACGUGUACGCCAUGGUCUUCAACAAGCUGUACACGCCGAGUGUCGAGAAGGUAAUAUACACCGUCGAAAGCAUCCGCUACUUCAUGAAGGCCUUCGUCGAGCAAGCCCACUGGAUGGAGUAUUCAUCGAAAAUGGCAGCUAAGUACAAGCUGAAGGCGAUGACCGUGAACAUCUUUUAUCCGCUCUGGAUCAUGGAUGCCGACAAGCUGGGAAAAAUCUACGCUUCGACCGUGGUCAACCGCAAGGAAAUUGCCGAGAGUUACUACAUCCUACGCCGGGCAACCAUGCACCGGUAUUGGUCCAAGUUCUCGAAGGAACAAGCCGAACCAGAGUGGCAGGGCUCCGUCUUCGACAUGGAGUGCAGAUACGACUGCGAAGCCAACGCCUUGUAUAUACCUAUGGGCUUGUUCAGUGAGCCUAUUCUUCAUUCGGACGUUUCUUCCCUAUUCAGCGUCUCCAGGCCGGGUGCUAGGAUAGCUCAUGCCAUGCUGGCCGCCAUUGACAAACGAGGUUUUUUGUACACCGUGUCGAGCACGUACAGAAAGUGGUGGACGGAGGAGACGCACUACCGCUACGCCCAGGUGCUAUCGUGCUUCAUGGAACAGUACAAGGGAAUCGUUGACCGCAAGCUCCAUCUCAGGCUUACUUCAUCAGGAACCUCCGAAAUGAACGUCGCCGACAACGCUGCACCGGAAGUACUCUUCGAGGCCUUCCGCCAAACAGUCGACGACAUGGACAUCGACAACCGCCACUUCUCCAUGGCUGGUCUUAAGAAGCUCACUCUGGAUCAGCUGUUCUUCAUCUCCUAUGCCAUGGGAUUUUGUGAAGAGCAGAAAGAAGACUUCCUUAAGAAGCAAAUACUUCAUGGUACAACAAGUCCACCAAAGUACAGGGUGAACCUCCCAUUCAGCAACAUGCCCUCAUUCGCCAAAGCCUUCGGUUGCUCCGAGGACAGCCCCAUGAACAGGACACUACGGUGCACCUUCUGGUGACGCGAGAGCUGGGCAGCCCGCUGCAUUGUCGAGAAGCUCCCGUGAUUCCCAACGCUUCAUUUGCUCGUGUUGUCGCACCGGCUUAGUUUGUUGGACUGCGCUUUUCGAACAUAUGAUCAAAAUAAAGACGUCUUUUG
Molecule: messenger RNA, 2617 nt
Organism: Rhipicephalus sanguineus (brown dog tick)
Lineage: Eukaryota; Metazoa; Arthropoda; Arachnida; Ixodida; Ixodidae
Product: neprilysin-1-like
Exons: 23
Coding region: 93-2480 (795 amino acids)
Biological process (GO): protein processing
Cellular component (GO): plasma membrane
Molecular function (GO): metalloendopeptidase activity
Source: RefSeq, a predicted model, not a curated record